Daphnia pulicaria is the source of this 2267-nucleotide messenger RNA. It is a transcript of the gene Dsor1, whose product is annotated as dual specificity mitogen-activated protein kinase kinase 1-like. The transcript has 8 exons. Gene Ontology annotation, biological process: protein phosphorylation. The record is from RefSeq and is a predicted model, not a curated record. NCBI's taxonomy places the organism in Eukaryota, Metazoa, Arthropoda, Branchiopoda, Diplostraca, Daphniidae. Bases 226 to 1521 code for a protein of 431 amino acids. Gene Ontology annotation, molecular function: protein kinase activity; ATP binding.
UGGCUCUUGUCAAAACUUUUUCGCUGAACAAUUUUGCAAUUCUGAUCUGUUGAUAUAGCCAGCCUACUUGUUUAUUCGUGUUUGAGUUCGGCCCAUAAGUUUUCUUUUGAUGCAUUUUUUUAUAUAGAGAAGGAACUGGAAGAACUUUUACUGUCAUCAUAAGCUGAGCGAGUUCAUUUUAGUUGUAAAGCUUACGAAUUUCAUACAUCGGAAACGAAAGGCAAAAUGUCAAAAAACAAAUUCAAUUUAACUCUUCCUCCUGUGGAACCAGACCCAGUCUCCACCCCCAGUCCUGGAGAAACAUCAGGAAGGAGUAAUAACAUAGCAGCAGCUAUUAACUCUGCCAAAUCAAUGACACAGACCAGUAGUGUAGUUAUACAUUCUGGAAUUGAUAGCGGAAAUACAACCAUGGGAAACACAACAUUAGAGGCUUUGCAAAAACAGCUGGAGGAACUUGAUAUUGAUGAACUUCAACGACAGAGAUUGCACAAGUUUCUCUCACAAAAGCAAGAAGUCGGUGAACUGACAGAUGAUGAUUUUGAUAAGCUUGGUGAACUAGGUGCCGGAAAUGGGGGUGUAGUCACCAAAGUCAGACAUCGUCCUUCUGGAUUGAUCAUGGCCAGAAAGUUGAUACAUCUUGAAGUGAAACCUGCCAUUAAGAAGCAAAUAAUUAGAGAGCUAAAGGUGCUUCAUGAGUGCAAUUCACCUCAUAUUGUUGGUUUCUAUGGAGCAUUCUACAGUGAUGGUGAAAUAAGUAUUUGCAUGGAAUACAUGGAUGGAGGAUCAUUAGACUUGAUCCUGAAAAAAGCGGGUCGUAUUCCAGAACAAUAUCUAGGGAAGAUAACAAUUGCUGUUUUGAAAGGGUUGAGUUAUCUUCGAGACAAACAUCAAAUUAUACAUCGCGAUGUUAAACCAAGCAACAUUCUGGUCAACAGUCGAGGAGAGAUCAAAAUUUGUGACUUUGGAGUGUCUGGUCAGCUAAUUGACUCCAUGGCUAACUCAUUUGUAGGAACGAGAAGUUACAUGUCGCCGGAACGAUUACAAGGAACACACUAUUCGAUUCAGAGUGAUGUCUGGUCUCUUGGGCUGUCGUUAGUUGAAAUGGCCAUUGGCAUGUACCCUAUCCCCCCACCUGAUCCACAGGUAUUGGCCAACAUUUUUGGUGCAAAAUUCAGCGAAGAUCCUGAGAACAUGACUCCGUCUCCUAGCAGUCGAUCGCCUCGACAAAGCCAAUUUCCUGGAGGAGUCGGUAAUGGUCCUAGGCCGAUGGCGAUAUUUGAGCUUUUGGAUUACAUUGUCAAUGAACCACCUCCCAAACUACCGUCCGGCGUUUUCUCUGUGGAAUUCAAAGAUUUUGUCGAUCGGUGUCUCAAGAAGAAUCCGGCUGAACGACCCGCUCUACGUACACUAAUGGGCCACGAAUGGGUAAAAAAAUGGACCUCUGAAAACGUGGAGAUAGCUGGUUGGGUAUGCAAGAUCAUCGAUUUACAGCCUUCCACACCCACUAAACAUCCCGAAUAAAUUUGUUUAUUUUUUUUUCUCUCCAUCUGAUAAACUUUAACAACUUUAUUGUUAAAAGAAAGUCCAUUUUUUUCUUCUUGUGCUUUUUCUAACUAAAAAUAUUUUGGAAGAUUACAUUGGCGUUCACACACUAUCCAUCCAACAGUAGCACCAAAGUCCUUGGGCUGGAAAAUCUUCUGUUUCGUUUCGAGGAUUCUAUUUACUUGUCUACUCAUCCGCCCAAUUUACCACAGGGUAAGUGGAUGUAUUGUUUGUUUUGUUUCUUCUUUUCCAAAUUUUCAUUCAUAGAAUUUCUGUGCGCUGCUGUGACAUACGACGCGAUCAUACGCACAAAGUCGAUCCAGCAUUCUUCCAAUGUGUAUCUACUCUUUGUUUUCCCCGCCACACUCCAAUCUUUUUGUCAAACCGUGAAGCUGCAUAGUUAACAAUCAAGAUGAAUUUUUCAUCUUUGGUGUCAAGGCUUUGGAAAGAAAAGAUGAGGAGGUUGGAAUUUUCUUGUUGACGAUUUUGGAGCGUUGUGGACUCACCCAAAACGAACAUUCCAAGUUAUCCUCCUAUUCUUUCUUUUUCUACAAUCUUCCUGGCCCGCGCCGUUUAUUAGUUGCAAUUUCUUUCUUUAUCUAUUUCCUAUCCCUUCUUUUAAUGUAUAGAAGAGAAGAAAAAAAAAUCUGUGUCAACUCGUGGAAGAAAUUGUCGCCAUUGUGUGUGCUGUUGGACUCGGCAGAGUAAAGAUGGUCCAGAGCUAA